Ogataea angusta is the source of this 720-nucleotide messenger RNA. RefSeq lists its product as uncharacterized. Gene Ontology annotation, cellular component: endoplasmic reticulum. The transcript has a single exon. Lineage: Eukaryota; Fungi; Ascomycota; Pichiomycetes; Pichiales; Pichiaceae. Bases 1 to 720 code for a protein of 239 amino acids. Gene Ontology annotation, biological process: peptidyl-proline hydroxylation to 4-hydroxy-L-proline. Gene Ontology annotation, molecular function: iron ion binding; L-ascorbic acid binding; procollagen-proline 4-dioxygenase activity. The record is from RefSeq and is a predicted model, not a curated record.
AUGGUUAGAAAGAAAAAGACUUCAGCAUCUGAACGGCAGGGCAAAGCUACUUUCAGUUUCCCUCCAUCAAUCCAGUCACCUCAAUUAGGAAAGGUGAACCUCUACAAGCCUCGCUUCGAGAGCGUUAUCCCAGCGCAAAUUUUCACAAUAUCUAAUUUCUGGAGCCAAGAGCAAUGUCAAGAUCUGAUCUGCAGCAUACAAAAGGGUCUUGAUCUCGAAACCACACCACUCAUCAAAUCCAAACUUUAUGCGUCUCGAGUCAAUGACCGUGCUUGCAUCAGAGAUCCCAUAAAUGCGGGGUUGAUAUAUAAUCAUUUUCAAACAAUACUGAAAUUUCAGAGCGAGCAGGGUGCCGUGGACGAAUGGAUAUUGCAAGAAUUGAGAUUUUCCACUGCCUUCAAUCCGGACCUGAGGUUUUACAGGUACUCCAAAGGCCAAUAUUUUGGCAAGCACUAUGAUGAGUCUGUUAAGGUUGGAAAUCAAAUAUCAAAAUGGACAGUUUUAAUCUAUUUGAGCGACAAGGGUUUGCAAGGAGGCGAAACAAUUUUCUAUAAUGAGCAAGGAGAUAGAAGCAAAAGACAAAUAAGCAUAAAACCCCAACAGGGUAUGGCUUUGUUCCAUAAGCAUGGAGAUGACUGUUUGCUCCAUGAAGCUGCUACAAUACGAGAUGGAGAAAAAUGGGUUUUUAGAACGGACGUCAUGUACAAUAUAUACAAAUAA